AUGUCGCUGAAUCACACCUCCCUUGAUGCGGCGGCAUCAGAACGCAAAGCUCGUCUUGCGAAGCUUGCAGCUCUAAAGAGGAAGCAACCAGAACCGGAGACACUCACAGAGGCGCGUGCUGGAGACCAUGAGCUUGAGGAUGCCGCUCCCGAUGUCACAAGAAAAUACCUGUCCGGACGCAAUUUCGAUGCAGAAACUCGAGGGCCUAAACUGGGGUUUGAUCAAGCGCCAACAGAAGGAGCGAAGACUCUUGAAGCGCAAGCUGCUGAGAUAGCAAAGGCUACGGCGGAGCAGGCGAAGAAGGAUGCGGAGAAGGACCAACCAAUCGACCUAUUCAAGUUGCAGCCAAAGAAACCUAAUUGGGACCUAAAGCGUGACCUUGAUGAAAAAAUGAAAACUCUUAAUGUGAGGACGGAAAAUGCAAUUGCGAGAUUGGUUCGACAGCGCAUGGAGAAUGCGCAACGAGCAGCGAAGGCGCAGGGAACGACCCGCAACGAAGAUGAACAGGGAGAGGAGGUAGGCAUUGAAGGAGACAUGCUGGUGGAAGGAAUUCACGUCCGCGAGAGGGAAGAGGAAGAAGAAAGACGAGAAAUCGACGAGGAUUCAUGA
Aspergillus udagawae is the source of this 609-nucleotide messenger RNA. RefSeq names its product CCDC12/cwf18 family protein. Bases 1 to 609 code for a protein of 202 amino acids. Gene Ontology annotation, cellular component: U2-type spliceosomal complex; post-mRNA release spliceosomal complex. NCBI's taxonomy places the organism in Eukaryota, Fungi, Ascomycota, Eurotiomycetes, Eurotiales, Aspergillaceae. The transcript has a single exon. The record is from RefSeq and is a predicted model, not a curated record.